Amphibalanus amphitrite is the source of this 859-nucleotide messenger RNA. RefSeq lists its product as uncharacterized. The transcript is spliced from 4 exons. The record is from RefSeq and is a predicted model, not a curated record. Bases 195 to 515 code for a protein of 106 amino acids. Gene Ontology annotation, biological process: 2-oxoglutarate metabolic process. Lineage: Eukaryota; Metazoa; Arthropoda; Thecostraca; Balanomorpha; Balanidae.
AACUGAAAAAAUUGAAGAUUUAGGUACAUUAAAAGCUUGUGCCUAACUCAAGUUUAUUUCUGUCAUUACUGGGAGAUGAAUAACAGGAUCGUUUUUUAACUACAGUCACAUAGUGUACCUAAUGCUCUAAAAGCUAAUGUUAACUUUCUGUUAACCACUUUAUUAAUUCAGUUAGAACUCAGAAACACUCAAAUAUGUCAGUUUAUAUUCAAUUCAAGCAAAUCAGCACAUUGAUGGCACUUCAUUCAUGGAAGACUGUUCACCCACACCGGCCCCUGAUCAAGUUUAGGAAUGGUCCACAUGCAGCGACCUCGGAGCGGCCGGCCGUACACGCCUCGCCGGUGACGGCGGCGCCUGCGCCGGCCGCCGCCAGCGCCCCUAGCGGCGGCGGCCGCAGGUGGACCACGGUGCAGUCGGGGCCCGUGCUGGAGGAGUGGCAGCUGCCGGCCCGCUACCGCCGCCUGCCGCUCGAGGAACGCGAGAUCGAGUGCAUCAAUAAUGGCGGAAUGCCAUGAACUCUCCAGUGCCUGAUCGUAGCAGUGAAGGUGCGUGUUUGCAUGAAGUGCUGGUAUUUACCAUGAAGAAAUGACGCGCCGAUGUCGGCUUAACUCAAGCCUGGAGGCCGCUUUAACUCCUACGGGGUGUUCACAAACUGCCGUAGCCUUCGCCAGCAUGUGAGCCACCACAUGCGGUAACGCUGGGUCAGAAGGGACCUUCCCCGUGUCUGGAAGCCGACAGAUAUAGCCGAUAUGAGCUGCAGUGUUAUCUGGGGGCCGCCGGUGGACCCCGGACUGUUGAUGGACUGUGCGCAGUGGUCUGUGUGUAGAUUAGUAGAUAAAUACACCAAAGUGGAUGGGAA